Molecule: messenger RNA, 4197 nt
Organism: Ectocarpus sp. CCAP 1310/34
Lineage: Eukaryota; Phaeophyceae; Ectocarpales; Ectocarpaceae
Source: the annotation of a GenBank genome assembly
UGCUGCUGUCCCUCUUUGUCCACUUGGCCUAUCGAGCGUACUGUCGUCGCGAGAUUUUGCGCGACAGACACAAUAGACUGUAGCAACAGCCACGGAGAACAGGAGCUCCUACACGACGGAGGCGGUAUCAAGCAGGCGACGGAGUCCACGGUUCCCGCUCAAUAAUCUCCGCCUGCGGGUCCACACCCCAGACCAAGUCAUUCUUUCGCCGCUGUGUUGCUCGUUCUCAUACGCACCGAGCCCGUCGGUGUUUAUACCUGGCCUUCCUGCGGGCGACAGGGUGGCCGGGGGGCUUGUUUGGCGGCGGUCGUCGGGGGGACCGGCGCGCGCUGUCGGGUGGGACGGGGUUCCGCGCGCGUGGUGAUUUUUUUAAGUAGCACGAGAAACGAAGCGACAUGACGAAGGUCCCGGACUUCACCCCCGAGCAGUGGGACAAGUGGCUCAAGGAUAAGAAGUACGCGGAGGACCGCGUGGAGGACCUGGAGGAUGAGCUGGACCGGGCCCUCGACGAACAAGAGAAAGCGGCCCAUGCCGCCGACGAGCUCAGGUCCGAGCGAGACGCCGAGAAGAGGCUGCGCGUGCAGGCCGAGAACGACGCGAGGAGGGCCAAGGCGGCGGCCGAUCAGGCCGCCGCCGCCGCCGCGGAGGCCUCGCGGUCGCUCAAGCUGGGGGAGAAGCAGAUCGGCGGCAAGGGCAAGGACGGGGAGUCCCAGGAGCUGCGCGUGGAGAUCCAGCAGCUGAAGGCGAAGAACCACGGACUAAACACGCAGAUGGAUGCCCUUGCGGCGGACCACGAGAGGCUGGCGAGUCUCCUCGACACGGCAGAGAAGGCAUUCAGAGACAAAGAGUCGAUGGGUACAGAGGCGGCGGAGCUGAGGAAGGUUCUUGCUGACCUCGAGCGAGAGAAGGCGGAGGUCAUCGCGGAGAAGGAGGCCAAGAUAUCGGAGUGGCAGGCGCUCAUGGCGAGCACCGAGGAGAUCAAGGCCGAGGCCGCCAGGCUGCAGGCACAAAACCACAAGCUUGGCGACGAGCUGGACCGGCUGGCCCCGUCAGCCUCGCCCUCCAAGGAUAAGGAGGCGGCCGCCGCCGCCACCGCGAAGCUGGAGGUCGCUACGAAGUCCCUGACGGAGGCGGAGGAGAGGGCUGAGACGGCAGAGGGGCAGCUCACCACGCUUCAGACUGAGCUACGGACAGCUCGCGAGGCAAAGGCCAUGCGGGACGAGGCGGAGCUGAAGGCCGGCGCGGCGCGGGAGGGAGUAGCUAUUGCGGACGCGCAGACGGCGAAGGCGACGGAGGAGGCCAAUUCCUUGAGGGACGAGCUGGCCGAUCUCCGAGAACACCAGGCGGAGUCGGCGUCGGAGCAGGAGGGGGAGCUGUCCUCGGCGCGAAAGAAGGCGGCAGACCUGGAGCACAAGCUCGCGGCCGUGCAGCAGGAGAUGGAAGGGCAGGAGCAGGAGCUCGCGGCCUCUCGGCAGCAGGCGGAGGAGUACGGGGUGCGGGUCAAGGCCCUGGAAGAAAAGGUAGCAGACUCGGAGCGGCAGCUGGAGGACGCGGGGCGGAAGGUGGAGGAGGCUGAGAACCUCGCGAGGGAGGCCGUGCAGGAGCAGCAGGCGGGCAAGGACAAGGGGUUGGCGGACGAGGAGGCGAAGGGCAAGGACCAGGAGAAGCUUGCGGCCAUGCGCCAGCAGCUGGUGGAGGCGCAGGCCAUCCGCAAGGAGGCGGGGGAGAAGGCGGCUGCGUCCGAGGCUCGCGCGGAGGAGCUGGCAACGGCGCUGUCGGAGUCUCAGCGGGCGCUAGAAAAGUCAGAAUCGGCGGCGGCAUCCAUGUCCGCCGCAAAACAAGACGACCAGGCAGACGAGGAGGGGACGAAGGACCAGCUGCUGGAGAUGAUGAGCCUGCUCAAGGAGGCCGAAGCGGCGAAGCAAGCGGCGCAGGACGAGCUUGCCGGCAAGGACGAGAAGAUCGAAGAGCUAGAGGCGAGGGUUCUUGCGUCUUCAUCGUCCUCCGCUCCCAACGGGACCGCCAACAUCGGCGGCUUGCAUCGCGACUCCGGGUACACCGCGGAAGGUGGUGCCGCGAGGUCUUUGGCAGGGGACGGGGAAGCCGAGGGUGGAGCGGCUGCCGCGGAGGCGGAGGCCAACGGGGGGGAGGAUCUGUCGGCGAAGGUCGCGACGUUGCAGGCGGAGCUGGACGACAUGCACGCCAUGUUGGACAAUGUGUCUGCCGAGAGGGACGCGGCCCUGGUAGGGUCUCCAGCGGCGGCGGCGAAUGGGGAAGACUUGCCUGCCAAGAUAAAGACGAUGCAGGCGGAGCUGGACGACGUACACGCAAUGCUGAACAACGUGUCCGCCGAGAGGGACGCCGCCCUCAACGACCUCCGACGGGCGGGCGGCGUGAGAGAAGCCGCCCGCAGGGGCGGCAGCGCCGACGACUUGACAAGCGGGGAGGCCGGGUCCGAGGAAGAGGUGCUGCGGCUGAGGCGCGACUGUGAUAAGCUACGCGAUCAGUUGAGCGAGUUUGAAGGCGGGGAAGUGCCCCCUCCAGGGGCGAAGAGGAUAAAGUCUCUUGAGGCUCAGGUGGAGCGUCUGUCGGAGGAGAAUAUGCGACAGUCGGACAAGGCCAACAGCCUGGCGGCGCAGGUGGAACGCGAGAAGGAGGAGCUGAGCCAGCAGUUGAUUUCGGCCAAGCUCCAGGUGGCGCAGCUGUACAUGGAGGUGGACGGCCUCAAGCUGCAGCACCGGCAGGCCACCGCGGUGGCGGCCAGAGAGGCGCAUGCGCUCGGGAUGGACAGCGCCAGCGGGUCCCCCGCGACGCCGAAGUCGGCCCCGCCGUCCCCGGCCUCUCUUCACUCCAACGCUUCCCCCCGCUCCGCCCCGUCUUCCGCCUCCGCCUCCGGCGCGUCUCCUCAUUCCCCCAUGUCGCCCCACACGACGGAGUUGUGAUUUUUUUUUUUUGCCGGGGAGGGGGGCGGGCACUUGUCCUUGUUUCCUCUCACCCCAUAAUUAUCUGUGCUUGGAAUUACUUGGUGGCGGGGGGGGGGGGGGGGGGNGGGGGGGGGGGGGGGGGGGGGGGGGGGGGGGGGGGGGUUCCACGGCGGAGUCGAAGAGCCGUGUUCGCUGUGGUUUCGUGCUCUCCUGUGGGCAGUUGUUGCAUCCUAGAACUGCCUAGAAACGGGCGGAUGAGUGGUAGGUUGGGGGGGGCACCCACGGACGGUAUCACAUUGCGACCCCGGGAGAUAGCAAGGUUUACUUUUUUGUACCGACGGGGAGCACAUUUGCUUGUUGCAGAAGUGCGCCCGGUGCAGCGGGGCGGUGGGGCGAUCGGUCCCCUCUGCCGCUCGACUUAGUUCAUGUGGGUUUAUUCCUCCGCGCGUCGGACGGGAAAUUGAUGACGCGGUGGUUUACUUACAUCGGUUUGGCGAAAGACAGUUCGUCAUUGAGGUUGAGGUAGUCGGGGGGCCUGCAGGGAGGACAGUGCUGGCAAUGCAGUGGCUGGGCAACGUGUUUGUCCUUCGCCACUCCUUCGCCCUGUGUUGUGAUGCAGGACGGUUCCUCCGAAGGGGUGGGAAUCGUUGGAACUCAGGUUGGGAGUUUCGGUGAAAAUGACCAAUAGCACACGGCUGUAGCGUGGAUGUUCAUACGUAUGAGGGGCGGGGGUGCGUUAGAUAAAUCCUACAGCAUGUAUCUUCAUCACCCUUCGAGCUCGCUGCGACGGGGUUGAGACAAUUUUUGCAGUCGUGUCGAUGUCGAUGUGAAAUGUUUUGAGUCUCCAUCAGCCUCCACAGGCAAACACCAAUAUGCCAAGAAGUCUGUCAGGUUGGACGUUUGUUUUUCCCACGCCUUCCCGACGAGGAGAGGCCCUGACUUUUUUGUUGCUGAUUUUUCUGUCUUUCUUUUUUUCAAGCCUUACGUACGCAAAAUGGACACUCGUCUCCGCUCCAAGGCUGGUCGAUGUGUGUAGCUCUGUCAUCGCUGCGUGGAUCAGGAUUGAGCCUCGGUUAGUUUCUUGCUUGUUUGAAGUACUUGGAAGCAUUUUCUUUUUCGUCGACUAUGCGUCAGCACUCCGCCCACGCGACCAGCGGAGGUUUACGAGAACACGAUGCAUGACAGAUAAACAGCAGUCUUUUUUCGGUGAGAACAGCAAGAAGGUAAGAAGGUAAUGACUGACAUCACACCGAAUGUUGUGACUGAAACCGCU